Messenger RNA from Hansenula anomala, 701 nucleotides. RefSeq lists its product as uncharacterized. Bases 137 to 637 code for a protein of 166 amino acids. NCBI's taxonomy places the organism in Eukaryota, Fungi, Ascomycota, Saccharomycetes, Phaffomycetales, Wickerhamomycetaceae. The transcript has a single exon. The record is from RefSeq and is a predicted model, not a curated record.
UAUUUACAACUUAACAACAAGUCCAAUCCUAUACACGUCAUACACAGAUUACAGAUCAAAUAUAGGUCCAAAAAAUCAUCACAUUGUCCAUGGGAAAUCAUUAUCAGAAUUACCAUUUUCCAAAAACUCGUUCCCAAUGGCUAUUGCUUAUGAACUAUGGUUUGAGCUGAAAGAAGAAGAAUGGGUUCCUGUAUUAUCAGAUUUAUACAGAACAAUCGCACCACAGGGAUACCUUCAUAUGUUUUUGAUGGAUUAUACAAUAAUCAAUUGUAAAAAUGAAUUAUACAAUGAAAUUUUCCACAAAAUACAAAAAGUUAUAAGGGAACAAGGUAUGGAUCCAUUCCCAUGUAAAAAGAUAUUGAGCAGAACAAGAGAAGCUGGCUUCACUAAUGUUAAAUAUUCAAUGAUUUCAAUUAAAAAGGGAAUUCCUAAUAAGAUGGGUAAUUUAAUGGAGUUUAUUCAAAGUUUCUUCGAAUUGUCCAUUUAUACAAAAUUUGUUCGCAAGUUCUUCUCAGAGGAAGAUAUACAAUUGUUUAAAGAAUUGAGAUUACAAUAUAACCAAGAUUUGAAAAAUGGGAAGUUGCUUGAUGACUUUGGUGAUACAUACUUUAUGUUUGUCACUGCAAAGAAAGAAUGAAGUGGAAUUUUAAUGAAAUAAGAUAAUGAAUUUGUGUUUUUUUUGUUUGCUUAAAUGUAAGGAA